Molecule: messenger RNA, 3441 nt
Organism: Monopterus albus (swamp eel)
Lineage: Eukaryota; Metazoa; Chordata; Actinopteri; Synbranchiformes; Synbranchidae
Product: RNA binding protein fox-1 homolog 2-like
Exons: 15
Coding region: 1050-2438 (462 amino acids)
Biological process (GO): nervous system development; regulation of alternative mRNA splicing, via spliceosome
Cellular component (GO): nucleus; cytoplasm
Molecular function (GO): mRNA binding
Source: RefSeq, a predicted model, not a curated record
AACAACCCACAAGGGGGCGCACACGCAUUAAAACGCGGCUGUGCUGCACAUCAUUCCUUGCACAUAUUCCGACUCGAGAGGCUCCAGGUGGCAGCUCGCUGCUCUUUGAUUCAUGGUUUAUUUCCGUGCUUGUCACUUUGGGUGCUCGGGGCUUUUAUUGGAGUUGAAAUAGUCACGCUUUAAAAAAGCACACGUAAACACAUAUGAGACCAAAUAGAUGAAGAGAAGAAGGAGAAGAAGGUGUCUUGUUGUCUAAACAACUGAGGGAAGAGGAGAGGUGGAGCUGCUGCCUGCGGUUUAAGGAAAAGAGGAAGCGCAGACCUCAGACCAGCCCAACUCUCCUCCUGAGCACGAUGUCUGUGGACAAUCUGACCGUGGACCUGCGCACUCGGGCUCCCUCCCUCGUCACUACGAGUUACACCAACUGGGACUGAGACCAGAGGAAACCGUGUCGAGCCAGGAGCGCACGCCCGGACACAUCCACACAGCCGAGCAGGGUGAGGGCACGGACGGUCCGAUAACGAGGGACUGAAAUCCUGGGGAGGCUAGUAGCGCCCACGGAGGGGUUAAUGGUCGUUUUUCAGCGGGAGGCAACGGAAGCGAGCGGCCCCGCAGGAGGAGUAUUACGUGUAGCUCGUUUCCAACAUUUUCUAUUAUUGGCAGCGGGAGCGAGCUCUCGGAGGCACAUUUAUAACGAGAACUAGCGGAAUGUAAUGCUAGCAGGCUAGCUCAUGUUAGCUAGCUAAUUAGCUUGUCAGGCAUCCAAGAGUCUUCAUUAAAAUAGGUCACGGUUUGGCGUCGUCUUACUUUUUGGAAAACGCUGCACUUAACGUGCUUUGUCCACGGUCCUGGCGGGGUCACGAUGGUGUGUCUAGGAUAAGGCUAAGUUAGACAAUAAACAGUGCACGCUGCAGAAAUUGAUUAAAACCUGUUCCAUAUUCUCCGUGUGCGCGUCUUGGGAAAAGCCAGAUUCAUUGUGAACGUCGAGGUGUGGACAAAUCCACAGGAGAAGACAACGAGACUUUUGACUGGGGACUGCCUGCCGUCCGAUGUUAAUGUCGACCGACGUUGCAUCUAUCAUGCUGCCCGUUAGUCGGGGGAUAAUGGACCUGGAAAGAGACAUGGACCCAGCAGCCGGACCCCAUGCGAGCGCGGCCGGGGGAGCAGCAGCUGUCCGGGGAAUGAAGCGAGGAGAUCCGGAGCCCGACGCUCAGACAGCCGCUGCCCUCACCGACCUAGCCGGGGGGGAGUGCAAGAGACCACGGAUAGAUGGGACCAGGAGCGUUGUCGGUGACAUCGGCCAGAACAAUGAGCCUUUAAACCCCGGUUUCCAUGGAUACCCACCUCACAGCCAGGCUCAGGAUUCGACAGGAGGACAGGAGGGGUUGGUUGCCCCACCCUUCACAGCCUUCCCCCCUCCACCUCCUCCUCAAAACGGCCUCCCAGGGUCGGAGUUUGGCCCAGGGACCAUGUUUGGCGCUGGGGGCCAGGGUACAGCAGAGGUGGGGGCUGGUGCUAACGGAGCCCCCCCCACUACCACCACCAGUAACAAUGGAAAGACAGAGGAGGCAUCCCAGGGUGAGGCGGGUGUGCAGUGCGGCACAGGGGGCACAGGAGCAGGAGGCUCUGCAGGAGACUCCACAGAGGCCAAAGGGACCCCCAAACGCCUCCACGUCUCAAACAUCCCCUUCCGCUUCCGGGACCCUGACCUCAGGCAGAUGUUUGGGCAAUUUGGGAAGAUCCUGGAUGUAGAGAUAAUUUUUAAUGAGAGGGGUUCAAAGGGGUUUGGCUUUGUGACAUUUGAGAACAGCGCAGACGCAGAGAAAGCCAGGGAAAAGCUUCACGGCACUCUGGUGGAAGGUCGUAAGAUUGAGGUGAAUAACGCCACCGCCAGGGUGAUGACUAACAAGAAAAUGGUCAGCCCCUACCCUAACGGAGAGGCUCUCACCACCCUGCCUUAUGCAGGGUGGAAGCUGAGUCCUAUGGUGGGGGCCGUGUAUGGACCAGAGCUCUACGCUGUCCCAGGGUUUCCCUACCCCUCAGCAGCAGCAGCAGCAGCCACCACAGCAGCAGCAGCAGCGUUUCGCGGGGCUCACCUCAGGGGUCGGGGUCGGCCCCUCUACAGCGCCGUGCGGGCUGCUGUGCCUCAGCCUGCCAUCCCUGCCUACCCCGGUGUGGUGUAUCAGGAUGGGUUUUACGGAGCCGCAGACUUGUAUGGAGGCUACCCUGCUGCUGCGGCCGCCGCUGCCGCCUAUCGCUACGCCCAGCCCGCAGCAGUAACUGGAGCGACUGCUGCAGCCGCCGCCUACAGCGACAGUUACGGCCGGGUGUACACUACAGAUCCCUACCACGCUUUAGCUCCAGCUGCUGCUGCUUAUGGAGUGGGAGCCAUGGCCAGUUUAUAUCGGGCCGGAUACAGUAGGUUUGCUCCUUACUAAAACCACAAAUCACACCCACGGAAUUUCCCAUCGCUCCAAAACCCUUUUCCCAGCUCUUUGUCUGGCAGGAGCUCCCCUCCAUUUCUCUGCAGGCGGACUAUAGUGACAAGUCACAGGGUUUUUGUUUCUCUUGUUUUGUUUCUUUGUUAUUGUGGCGAGACAGGUCAUUGCCACAUCAUCAGCUCGAACUGUUUCUUUUCUCUGUCGCUGACAUGGACACUGCCAGGAGUGUCUCCCACAUAAAAAGCCGGAGCUAACUACGCUGAACUACGGGGCACAAAUUAGGACGUUCUUUAGAAACACUAUGAGACCCGGAGGGAGAGAAACUACUGUUCCUGUGUGAUCCUGCACAGUGCAACCCUUUGAACUUACAGUACACCCACUGCCCCGUACGGCCUCACGUUUCCAUUCAACGCCAAGUAUAUGGUUCCUCUACAUGUGUCUUUGGACCAGAUGACAGACCUGCCACAGCACAGCAUCAAUAAGAUAAAGUAGUCCUACUUUUAAACACUAAACACUUGGUGCAAAGCUAAAGACACAUCCCUCUGGUUUAGCAUCAUGGUAUAAGAAGGAAAUCAUGAAUCAAACUCUGGUUGUGUGAUACAGACAGAGGAUUUGUGAGUAAAACUGAACAUUGAGUCGGAGCCGACCUGGGAGCGUCUGGCUGACAGAGCCCGCUACAACUGUAAACAACCUGACAUGGGAGGAAGUCCAGCGUUUGCCAACACAACCCCGCUGUAAGAGGAAACAGAAAGUUAGAAAAAAGGUUCCAGAACAAGUGUGAAAUCGACAAGGAAAACAAAAAGCGACUUUGUUUUUUCUGCAUUACCUCAGUUUGUCGUUUUGCUGCCAUUGAGGAGAAGCUGCAUAGACUUGUCAUUAUAUAUAACGUGGACACGUUGACAUCGUUAUUUUCAGUGACACAGCCAUGAAUCUGUCCUUAUUGCUGGUCUGCACAUAUUCCAUUUAGUACCAUGGGUGCAACACUACACUUUCACUGCAG